CCAAAAACAAGAUUGAGUACUUUUGAUUAUGUUAACAUGCAAGCGUGUCUAUAUAUUCUGAGUCAAAAAUUACUAGAUAUGUGAUUUAAAUGAGUAGCCUAGAAGCUAGCCAAAUUUUGGCGUCAGCUCUCAAGGAUGUUGAUGAAAUUUUGAAAGUCAGUGAACACGAGUUGAAUGAGUUCCAUGGAGCUGGGACAACAAGUAAAAAUCAAGAUAAAUCGCCAGAUAUUUCAAGUCAGGGUAUUAGAGGAAUAUCUGAAAGUGAAAGCGGAAAUCAUAAAGCAGUAUCUUUUGAUGCGACAGAUAUUUACAGGACCGGAAAGGAAUUUUCUGUUCUCAAUAAUAGACUUCAAAAUUUCAUUGAUAAACUAAGUCAUUCAAGGCGCAUGUCUAGAGUUCACACAUCGGAAUAUCAGGCUUUGGAUUUCGGACUCACAGAGAAUAAUUCAUCUGAUGUAAUUCAACUCCCGGCCACACGACCUACUAAAUUAGACUUAAAUGUUAUUGAACAACCUCAACAAAUUCAAUCUCCCUACAUAUUGUCCUCAAAUGAACAUAAUCCAUAUUUCAGUGAUAAAGGUCUUCAUCGACGAAUUAUUAAACUACAAGAACAAAUACAAGCACAAGCUAAUCGUAUUGCAGAAUUGGAAAAAGAUGGAAAUCCAUUAUCUUAUCUGGUCAGCAAAACAAAUACAACGGAGUAUCGAAAUCAUGAAGCUGAUCAGCCGUCAAUGGAUAUAGAUAAUAUUCAAUUAUUAAAUGAAGUUUCAAAACAACAUUUACGUAUUAGUUUAUUGGAGGAGACUAAUCGAGAUUUAGAAGAGAAAAUUAACAAAUUAGAGAAGGAAUUAUCACAACGUUCAAAUUCAUUGCAAUUGACAAAUUCAUAUGAAGAGUUACAAAGUUCAAAAUAUAACAGACAAUAUGCAACAAUACAUUCAACUGUAUCUAGUCGAUCAGCUACAUUAUCAAAUAAUAUGAAUACACUAGAUGAAUCAUCAAGGCAAUCAAAUAGGUUGAAUUAUCCAACUCCAUUGCGGCGUUCCCUUACUCCAGUUACAUUUAAUAAUAAUAGUUCAUUUAUCAAUAUAUCUAAUCAAUCUGAACAUAAUUUAACUGUGAUACAUCAGUCAAUGACUGCUGGUAGUGGUACUCAAUCGACUCCACCGACAUCACGUUUAUUCAAUGAUGAGAAACAAUAUACUGCAUAUAAUGCACAUUUAUUAAAUGAACAACCAAUCAAUUAUAAUAAUAAAUUUUUAUUACCUAAUGAAAAUUAUACUUAUUUAUACAAUACUGAUCAAUUUAAAUCAGCUAGUUUGAAUGAAUUACGUUAUUCAAAAAUUAUACAGUCGAAUGUUACAACUACUCAUAUGAAUACUAUGACUAGUUGUAGUACUAAUAAUAUUAUUUUCAAUACAAAUACUAGUAAACAUUACUUGGCACAAAAUCGUUACAGUAUGAAAUCUCCACCAACUUUUAUGCUUAAUGGUAACAACAUACAAGAUUCAAAUAGAAUAAAUCUAUUACCACCACAAUAUGGUAGGAGUUAUCAUCAAGAAACAUAUCAUAAUGCACAUAGUCGAUCACUAGCACUACCGCCAGCACUACCACCAGUAACACCAUCCUCAUUAUCAUCAUCAUCUCAAUGGUGUCGUCAAUUAACAAAAAAUAAUUAUAUUGAUGGUAGACAAACAUCAGCAGAUUGUGCAUUAAAUGAACGUGUACAAUUAUUCAAUUCACCGGAUAAAUGUAAUUCACCAAUUAUACGAAGAUGUACAACAUCUGUACAACAACAUACCAAUUUGCCUAGAUCAAGAAAUAAGUUCAUGUUAUUAAAUGCCUCCUCCUCUUCUGCUUCGGAAAAGUAUGAUAUCAUUCAAAGUUUGAACAAUUCGAUAAAUAAUUCAAAAGAUGAAACUGGUUCAUCACUGUCGAAAUUCACUCCUAAUGGAAAGAAUCAAUUUAAAAGAUUGAAUAUUGAACGAGCAUGUGGUGAAGGUUGGCGAAGUAUUACCACACUUUUUAGUCCAAGUCUCAUCGAUGUCUUUCAUUGGCUUUCACAUGGUCAAGUGAAUAAAUCCAUAUCAAAUGCUUUGAGUAAAUCAUAUUCCGUACAUCAUCAUCAAUGUGAACCACAAACGAGUUCAACCGAUUCCUCAUUAUACAUAAGAUCUAAAAGUAUGGAACGUUAUUAUUGUGGUGAUAUGAAAAGUUCCACUAUGAGAUCACGUAGAAAAGCGCAAGAAACUAUUCUUCCUUCUUUGACCAAUAAUAAUAAUCAUGAUCAUGAUAAUGUCUCAUCUAAUCCUGUCAGCAAUUCUUCAUCAUCUACAACUGUAUAUUUCAAUUCAACUAUGAAUGAUAAAUCAUCACAAAUAUAUCAGGAAUAUAAACUUGAAUCCACUGAUAAUGGCCCGUUGACGAGUAAUAUGACUGUAUUGGAUAGCAGUAUAUUAUAUAAUAAUGAUAAUAAUAAUAAUAAUAUUGUGAGACAGGUAUCCAGUUCAUUUGAUGAUUACAAAAACAAACUUUCUGUCUCACCUGCUGCCAAUCAUGAAUCGAAUAAAAUUACAUCAUCAUAUUUGGACAACGUUAAUAAAUUCUCUUCAUCUCAUACUGGUCUUAAAUCAUCAUCCAGUGAACAACGGCAAACGUUUCAAUUCGCCUAUACUAAACGAAAUUUCCUUUCUUGGGAUAAAAAUAUGAUUUCAGCAUGGUUAUACAAAAUUGGUUUAGGUUAUACUGUUUCACAUACACGAAGAUGGUUAACUUCUGGUCAAGAUUUAGUGAAUGAAUCGAAAAAAUCACUUGCACAAUUAAUGGAUAUACGUAAUCCGUUACAUUUGAAAAAGUUAUUAAUUCAUAUACGUUUAUGUAUGAAAGAUCAUUGUCCUAACAAUAAUAACCAUUAUAAUUAUGGAUAUUUAUGUAGAAAUAUAGAACCACCGGAAAAUUUCGAUAUACCAGGUUGGUUAGUUGAUUUGGGUUUAUCAUCUUAUAUUCCACAAUUUGAUAAUUGUAUCAUUGACCCGUAUGUGCUAGACCAACUCACUAUGGAUGAUUUAUCGGUAUUGAAAAUGUCUAAUGAAUUACAUGUACUUAGUCUACGCUGGGGCAUACAAAUGUUACGACAUAUUAAUUUUGAUAGAACUCGUUUAUGUCGAAGUCAUAUGGAACAAUGUGAAGCAAAUAUUUCUAGGAAAGGAAGCACGAUAAAUUCUCCCAUUCAAUCACAGAAUCAUACUCAAGAUAAUAUGAAACCUAUUGAUAGAUAUAACAGAAAUCAUAUGGAUAACUCAACUCUCAAUAGUAUUAACAGUUUAAAAUCAGAAUCCAUGAAUUCUGAAAUAAAAUCUAUUUAUUCUACAUAUUUACCAAUACAAAUUUGUUACUGGACUCAACAACGUGUAAUGAAUUGGUUAGAAAGUAUUGAAUUACCUGAAUAUGCCAGCAAAUUAUGCGGUAGUGGUGUCCACGGUGCUUUAAUGAUUCUAGAAGAUCGUUUUACACCAGAUCUAUUAGCUGAUAUUUUACAAAUUUCCCCUGUAAAAUCACUUGUUCGACGACAUUUAACAAAUAAAUUCAUUGAACUAGUUGGAUUGGAUAUAUGGGAACGUAAACAACAUCAUGAAGUCAAUAAUAAUAAUAAUAAUAAUAAUAGCAAUAAUAAUAAUCAUAGUAAACAUUAUCCAUUGACAAUACAUUCUAAAAUCAAAUUUACCAAAAAGAAAAGUAUUUUCCAUUCAAAUCGUGAACACAAAUUCAGCUAUCAUGACCUGGUUACAGGUGGUACAGGCGAUGAAGAUGCUAAUACUGAACUUGUUUGUCCUAUUGAAAUCAAUCCCGAUCAUAUGAGUAUAUUUGCUGAAGAGAUAGUCAAGCCUAAUUGUCAAAUUAUUCACCCACAAACAGAAAUUAUUCCAACUAUACUGAUUGAUCCAGUUGCUACAAGUGUUCAACAUUUGGAGCUGCAAGAAACUGACUUGUAA
Molecule: messenger RNA, 3992 nt
Organism: Schistosoma turkestanicum
Lineage: Eukaryota; Metazoa; Platyhelminthes; Trematoda; Strigeidida; Schistosomatidae
Source: the annotation of a GenBank genome assembly